Lepidothrix coronata (blue-crowned manakin) is the source of this 4756-nucleotide messenger RNA. RefSeq names its product chromosome unknown C14orf39 homolog (gene CUNH14orf39). NCBI's taxonomy places the organism in Eukaryota, Metazoa, Chordata, Aves, Passeriformes, Pipridae. Gene Ontology annotation, biological process: oogenesis; spermatogenesis; meiotic DNA double-strand break processing involved in reciprocal meiotic recombination. The transcript has 18 exons. The coding region runs from base 643 to 2385 and encodes 580 amino acids. Gene Ontology annotation, cellular component: central element. The record is from RefSeq and is a predicted model, not a curated record.
AGCAGGACAAGGAGGUGGCUCUCGCCACGGGCAAGGAGAUAAGGUGGGAGAUGGUCCUGGAAAGGACGGAGCCUCGCCACCAGCAGUGUGCACGGAGCAGAGGCCGCAGACAUCUGACUUCCAAAAGAACAUGCCUCUCUUUCUAUAUCCCCCUCUCUCUCUCUCUCUCUCUCUUUUUUUUCUUUCCGCUCCUCAUCUCUGCCCUGAAGCCGGCUAGGUCAGCUAUUUGUCUUUGAAGCUGCAUUUCUUGUUGGUUGAAUUGACUGUUCUGAAAGCAGCAUCGCAUCUGACCAACACCGGGACUGCGGGUGGCAGAGACUUUUCUGUUCGUCUCUUCAGCCCUGUUCAAUUUUCCUGUCCUCCCUUGUUUCAUCAGUUCCAUUGUUUUCCCUCCGCCUUGUACCCUCCCCUCCAAUUUAUUUGCUCUUGCUUAUUGAUAAUCUUAAAUCCAUCCUCUGCCUCAGUAAUCUCAACGGGGGGGAGGGGGCGAAAAACCCCCGUGGCUACCGCAGCGUGGAAGGAAGCAUCGUGUUCUAGUUUCUUCCGUGCCCGGGCUCUGCAUUUUUGCCUUGUAAUACUGCACAUCGAUAAAUAAAUAAACGCGCACAGUUUUGUGAGCGCAGGUUGUGCUGAGUUUACACAAUGAGUGACGAACUUUUGACCGAUUUGGGCAAACUUCUGGUCGAGCUUGCUUUCCAGGUAGAACAAGGUUCUUUUGCUAAGGAACGUGUGAAUCAACAGAUAAAUUCAUAUACCGCCGAAUUCGCAGAAAAAAAGGAUAAAAUUGCUAAGUUGGAGGAAAACAUAAAGAACGGCAAUGAGGAAAUAGCUGAUUUGAAAAAGCAACAUGAGAGCAGUAAGAAGAACUGUAAUGUUUGGAAGCCCACCUAUAAAAUUCUUAGCAAACAUGAAGAAUACGUGAAAAAUGAACUUGAAGCUUUAGAGGAAGCUACAGAAAAUGAGAGGAAAAUGUAUGAGGAUUGCAUAACCCAGUAUAAGGAGGUUUUGGAGGAACACCACAAAAAAUAUGCAGAGACUGCUCUUGCCCAGAGGCAUUGCAAAAAAAAGGAGGAAGUAGAAGAAAUCCAAAAGAGAGUUUUGAAACACUGGAAAAAAUACAAAUGGAAGGAAGAUGCUUGCUUGGAUCUGGAGGCUGUUCCUUUUAAAGCUGUAAAUGAUUGGGCUGUACACAUUGCAUCUUCGAAGCAAAAAACACAGGAAAUGUUACAUCUUGCCACUGUUGCUGCACAAGAAUUCGUCAAACUGAAAAAAGAAGCAGAUGAAUUAGAAAUGAAGAUUGGUUCCUUAGAAAAGAGACUUGAAGCGGCUACAGAAGAUCAAGAUAACUCUGAAAUGAUUGAAGGAAAAAAUCAAAAGAGUCUCGAGAAACCAAAGGAGUUUAAAGAAAGGAUGUUUGAAGAGCCUGAACACUCACCUUUGCCAAAAGAGAAACAUCAGUGGUGUAAACCAUUACCUGUCCUACACAUUCCUCAGAAAUUGGUCCAGUCUGUACAGAGUAUUAGAUUCUCAAAUCAACAACCAGAAACAGGGAGAGAAGACAAAGAAAAAACAAUGGAACUUUCAGUUGCCACUAGCAGUUCCUCCAAUCUUGCAGAAAAUUUGUCAGAGAUGGUUAUUGACACCGCAGGGACCAAUAACCCCAAAAUUGCCCAAGUUCCAUCAAUAGCAAGCAUACAAACCCCAAUGAAAUUCAGAGUGACAAAUCCUCCAAAGCAGUUGACUUCCAGUCAGCAGUUUGAGAGUAAAAAGGCAGUAAUGGCAAACCAAGAGGCCAAACGUGGUGAUAAAGAAGCAGAUGAGCCAAAGGAAUCUUCACACAUACCUCAAGAUGUACACACGUGUUUUAACCCAAAUGAAGAUAAUCCUGACAUAGUAGAAGAAAGUGCAGAACCAUUUUUAAGAGCACCUAAAACACCUGACUUAAAGGGGAAGAAGAUGCAGUUCUCUGAAACACCUCCCUUUGACUUCAUUCAAAAUUUAGGUUGUGAAGAAGGACCAUCAAAAUCUCCUGCUUUCUUUUCUCUCAUGAACUUCUCCCAGAAGUCACCUGGCUUUAACUUCUUUGGUUCUUCUGUGUUUGGGGCACAAAACUCAUCUGAUGAGGCAGAAGAAAAUUUUCCUGUGGGAAACCUGAACACUCAGUCCCCACACAAAGAUAUUGGGAGCUUCUUUGGGAAACCUGAAAGUGAGGAUGCAUUUGCCUUUCCCUUCGCCUCAGAAUCAACUUCUCAUGCAUUUGGAGAUGGAAAAGACGACUUUAGUUUUCCAUUUGCAUUUGGACAGGAUCAGAGAUCAUCACAAUCUCCUUCUGUGAAAGGUUUUCAUUCUUCCUUACAAAAUACAAAGCAAUUUACAUUCUUUUGAAUGCCUUUGACUUCCUUUGAAAUUCUUUUCCUACUUAGCCUUGACAAAUGUUUUCAGUUUCUGAAGUUAAAGUACAAAGCAUUUCAUCUUCUCCUUUCAUUUCUGUAAGAAAUAAUGUAAGAAUACAUUACUGUAGUUGCUGCAAGAACAUGUGUGUGUUGAUGCAGAUUUAUUUUUCUUAUUUAUUUUCAAAAGGUGUUUUUUUCAUAAAAUGUUAUGAUAUGCUCUUGCCAAAUUGGCACUUAGAAGCAGCAGAAAUAUCAUUUUACAGUAGUGAGUUAAUUCAAUAUCUGUGUGAGAGCAUCUAAACAUCUAGAUGACUACUUUCAGCCUCUGAUAUAAACUAAAUUACUUGUGUUAGUAAGAGUGACUGUUUAUUGUAGCAGUAAAAGCUGAAUUUGAGUUAAAGACACUGUUUUAAGUAUUCUGUGUGUAACAGCUGAUUUAUAAUUUUGAAAUAAACAUUUCUGUUAAUUUUAUGUAAAGUUUUGUAGGUAUUUCUUAAUAUCUGGAGUGAAACAAUGUUGCAAUUCUAAUACUUAACAUUUCAAAUUCAGUCUUUCCACUUGACAUACUGAAAGCAAAUUUUUUCCUCUAUAUCUAGUGUCUUUCAAAAAAAGGCAGAGACAGUUCCCGAAGUCUAACUGUGGUCAGCACAAGUGUAUCCCUCAGCUCUCCACAAAUGCCUUUCCUUGUGGAAAGAAUGGCUUUUAAGACAAUACCAGGGUUAAUCAGCAAGGAAUUCUGACUGUUCUGAGCCAGCACAGCCCUGUGCAUCCCUCAGAAUCCCUCAGAACCAUCUUCUCUAGAACCACAACUUUCACAUUUAUGGCCUUUGAAGGAAUUACCAGAUCACUUUGGAGAUAUUUUUUUCUGUUACAUAUGAAGCAUAGGUUACUAAUUUUGGAUGCUCUUUAUGAAUUUAUGAUGGAAUUGGGUUUCUCGGUCAUUUACUAUGAAGCAAACACCCUUCCUGACAGCAGGCAAGCAAAAUAGAAGACCACAUCAUUCAGCAGAUUUCACAGAAGACAUUGCAAAUGCACGAACUAGUUAGGGGGGCACAUAGACUGAGUGGAACAAGUGGACUAAAAGCAUCCUGUCCAUAGAAUCUGCACAGUCUGCCAAAAAAUGUCAACAAUGUCCGAAGGGGAGUAGAGUCCCUUUUCCCUCUGCUCGCCUGCAAAGCCCUAAAUGACCAGAAGCUUGGUUAUCUAUGCCACUAUUUCUUUUCUGUCAAACUCCUAAAUGUCUCAGGACCAUUUUUGUAACACCCAGAUUUUCUUAAGUACUAGUGCCUAGAGAUUUGUGAAAGUUGGAUUUUUUUUUUUUUAAAUGAAGAUGAAUCAGAAAGUUUUAGUGAAGUCCUGCUGAAGUGAGACUCAGCUUUUCUAAUCUGCUGCAUACCUGGCAAUGUGAAAAACAUAAGGGAGAGGCAAGUUUGAGACUGUGUUAUUUGGAGCUGAAGCUUUCUUUCCCCUCUCCUGAUGGAUUCUGUCAUCCAUGUCUCUGACAUUAAAGUCCAGAAGCCAAGGCUGCAGGUUGAAGUGGCAGAAACCAUAGUUCUAGGUCUUGGUGGAUGUUUACUGACAGAAAUUGGAUAGGCUGAUUAAUAACAUAAAAGAGAAAGCUGCUGAAAAAGAGCUCUGAAAGAACCAACCACUCGGCAUCUGGGAUACUUUACUGAGGUCUAAGAGCAUGAACUGCUAAUAAACACACCCUGAGUUUUUUUCAUGAGUAUCAGUCAAAUUCUUGUUGGCCUUAGAAUCAAUAGCAGUCACGUUGCUGGAUUGCUGACACAGAACGUAUCUCACUGACCAACAUUGUUUUAGUUUGUCCUUUACACACACACCUGACUGCAUCCACCUCUGGUCUGAAAGCUGUGUAGACAGAGAUUCUCUUGUCAGUGCAGUGAGAGCUGCUUGAGAGCAAAAUUCCAGGUAUUCCAGGUAUUACACCUGUUACUCCAGCUGAGCUGGAGAGCAGGAACCUCCAGCAGCGCCGUGGCAGUGGCAGCUGGGAGCUGUAAUCUCCCAAAAGCAGUGCAGCUGUCAGCAAGGUGGCAAUGGGGUUAUGCUGUGCCCUUGUGCUGUGAAUCCUUGGAGUGGGGAUUUUCUUUUUGUUCUGUCCUUGUAUUGCACCUCAUGAAACAGAGCUCAGGUUCACAACCGAGCCCUAAGGUACUAACAGCAAAAAACCUCUCUUAAAUAAGCAGAGAAGGGAUUUGGCUUUGACUCUUAUAUGAGUAUCCUCCUCAGAAGGCAAAUGUUUGCUCAGAGCCCUGAUAUAUUUACUGUUCCACUUAAGUUUUUAAUGAAGUUUUUGACAGAAAGCAACUUCAUUUGAAAAAUUCCUCGUAAAAGGCGGUGUACCA